This is a messenger RNA of Anolis carolinensis (green anole), 7971 nucleotides long. RefSeq names its product vasoactive intestinal peptide receptor 2 (gene vipr2). Lineage: Eukaryota; Metazoa; Chordata; Lepidosauria; Squamata; Anolidae. Gene Ontology annotation, molecular function: G protein-coupled peptide receptor activity; peptide hormone binding; vasoactive intestinal polypeptide receptor activity. Gene Ontology annotation, biological process: cell surface receptor signaling pathway; adenylate cyclase-modulating G protein-coupled receptor signaling pathway. Gene Ontology annotation, cellular component: plasma membrane. The record is from RefSeq and is a predicted model, not a curated record. The transcript has 13 exons. Bases 306 to 1619 code for a protein of 437 amino acids.
UGGGCGAGGCAACGAAGGAAAAAAAAGCGAAGAAAGAGGAGGAGGAGCAGCAGCAAAGAAGUAGUAAAAGCCGGAGGAGGAGGACGAAGAGGAGGAGUGGGAGUGGAAGCUGGUUGCACCGACACGCGCGAGCCUUCGCCAGCCAAGGGAAAGAAAGCUGUGCCCCGAGGCUGAACUUCCCCAGGGAGGAGCGGCAAAGCGAGUCCCGCGUGGGAUCCGUGGAGCGUCCGCAUGUCCCCGCCGCGGGAUCGCCGCGGUUUAGGACGCCUACGGGACCCUGCGCCCCCGUCGCGCGUGGGAAGGAGAUGCCGAGCUCUUCGCUCCUCUUCUUCUCCACCUGCUGCUGGUGGAUUUGUGGGCUGGUGAAUAGCAUUCACCCAGAAUGCAGAUUUUUUUUGGAACUCGAAAAAGACGAAAUAAGGUGCAUGGAGCUCUUAAGGAAUGCCAAAACAGUGGGAUUUAAAGGAUGUCAUGGCAUCUGGGAUAACCUUACUUGCUGGCACCCUGCAGAAAUCGGAGAAACGGUGACGGUCCCUUGUCCAAAAAUCUUUAGCAAUGAUGACGGCAAGACAGGAAACAUCAGCAAAAAUUGUACCAAAAACGGUUGGUCAGACAUAUUUCCAAAUUUCUACAUCGCUUGUGAAUUCAAAGAUAUAGAUGACACCACGAUUUUCUAUGUUCUGGUAAAAGCAAUAUACACCUUUGGAUAUAGUGUAUCUCUAGUUGCUCUGACUACGGGAAGCAUCAUUCUUUGCCUUUUUAGGAAACUUCACUGCACACGGAACUACAUACAUUUGAAUUUGUUCCUGUCUUUCAUCCUUAAAGCAGUGUCUAUCUUCAUUAAGGAUGAUAUCCUCUAUUCCAAUUCUGAUACAAUUAAGUGCUCAGAGGAUCACCCAACUUGGGUCGGCUGCAAGGCUAGCUUGGUAUUUUUCCAGUACUGCGUAAUGGCCAACUUUUAUUGGCUCUUAGUUGAAGGAAUUUUUCUCCACAUCCUCCUCUUGGUAAUAGUUUCUCACAACAGACACUUCACCAUAUAUCUCCUUAUUGGAUGGGGAAUCCCUACAGUUUUCACCAUCAUGUGGAUAGUUUCUAGGAUCUAUAUAGAAGAUACUGGUUGCUGGGAUACAAAUGAGUCCAACGGUCCUUGGUGGAUCAUAAGGCUACCAAUUCUAAUUUCCAUUUUGGUGAAUUUUAUGCUUUUCAUUAGCAUCAUAAGAAUAUUAUUACAAAAACUGAGAUCACCAGAUAUUGGAGGCAAUGACCAAUGCCAAUACAAGAGACUUACAAAGUCAACACUAUUGCUCAUUCCACUCUUUGGAGUUCACUACACGGUGUGUGCAGUCUUUCCUGUUGGCAGUCGAUACCAGAUUGUUUUUGAAUUAUGUGUGGGAUCAUUUCAGGGCCUGGUUGUUGCAGUCCUGUAUUGCUUUCUGAACAGUGAAGUACAAGGCGAAGUGAAGAGAAAAUGGCGGAGCUGGUGCUUGAACCAAAGAAUGGGCCGAGAUUACAGACUUCAUAGCUCUUCGAUUUCCCGAAACGGAUCAGAAAGCAUCUCUCACUUGCAUCGCAGUUCAGCAACACAGUUUUCUCUCCAGACAGAAACCUCAGUGAUAUAAGCCAUUUGGCGGCCUAGGAAAAAAAAAAAAAGACAAUGGAGCAUAUCACUGGAGCCCAGUCAACGCGAUGUUUUCUAACUUGGCAGAAUUUUGUACCUUGUUCUAUUGGCUUGUCAGGAUUGGGCAGUGGCCUAACACAGCGUAAGGUAUCCUUUGAGCUUAACCCUAGAACUUGAUUUCAAGGCAAGGAUUCAUCUUUGGAACAUAAGAAAGAUCACCCAUUGAUGCCAUUUGGAUGGAUGAUCUGGCAUCUAGGCAAGCUGAUGUCUGUCAAAUUCAGCAUGAAAACAGUUGGGAUUUACUGGAUGAAGAACGUGAGAAGAGACCCAGAAGAUUAGACCAUAUCUAGUUGUGUUUCCUUCCUACAGAAGCAAACUAUGGGAAUCUGUGUAGUUCUCUUAAAUUUGUCUAAAUUGGUCAUGGGCAAACUUUGGCCCUCCAGGUGUUGACCCUACCGGCUGUUAGGAAUUGUGGGAGUUGAAGUCCAAAACACCUGGAGGGCCAAAGUUUGUCCAUGCCUGGUCUAAAUCCAUGUAAAGCUACUUCUUCUGUUGGCCAUGACCACCGAAGUACAAGCUAUUACAUUAUGAGUGAAGAAGAAAUUAUUUGUCUAGAAUUGUUAAUGUUUUCAUUGGAUAACCUCAUUCGGGCCAUAAGGGUCUGAAUGCUCAUUAAUGGACGGUCACUCUGAAUGUAAAGAGCUUGGGAUUGCACAAAAGCAGAACAACGUGCAGUCAGUAGUGCACAACGUUGUGCAGUAAAAGAACAAUAGAGUUUUUGUGACCUCAUCUCUCCAUUGGUGGUAACAACUCUUGACUUCCUGCUGCAGUUUUCAAAAGAGGGACAAAUGCCAUUGGCACCCAUUGAAGAUUUCAUCACCUUUUUAACCCGUGGGAUGGGUUUAGUAAAUUUAGAGGACUGAAGAAAAUAACCUCUCCCACACAUAUGAAUAGUCCAGAUCUGGAUCUGAACAGCAUGCUCUUCCUUUGGAGUAAAAACACAGAAUAUACACUGCAAAUUUGCUUUGACUUUGAGCAACAACAGAACCAGUUAGGAUCAAUUUCUUGACAAACCACUGCAACUGCUUGCAGAAGCAAAAUGGUUAUGUUAGUUGGAAGUUCCUAGCUUUGGUAUAUCUGGGAUUUUGGAUCCGGCUUCCUCUUUUGCUACAUUGGAAAGCCAUGGUGAGAUACCAUGACAUUUCCUAUUAAAAACAAAUCAUAGUGUCAGCCAGUGAAGGAGGAGCAAAAGUGGCGCAAUGGGUUAAACACUUGUGCCGGCUGAACUGCUGACCUGAAGGUUGGGUUGCUGACCUAAAGGUUGCCGGUUCAAAUCCUCGAGACGGGGGUAAGCUCCUGUCUGUUAGCUCUAGCUUGUGGGGACACGAUAGAAGCCUCCCAGCUAUCACAUCCAGGCAUCCCCUGGGCAAUGUCUCUGUAGACGGCCAAGUCUCUCACACCAGAAACGACUUGCAGUAUGUUCUCAAGUCACUUCUGAUACAAUAAAAAAGGGUCAACCUGCAGUAUAGCAUUUCUGACACCCUUUCUUUUUAAUUAUUUCAUUUCCCCCUUUCAAACUCCAUCAGUUUGCAACAUUUAAAGUAAAUGGAUAGAAGAGAGAUGAAUGGAUGUGUUACGACACAUCAAGCGCAAACAGCUCUUCCCAGAGCAUUAAUUCGGAGAGGUGUUGUGUGUGUGGCGUGCGUAAUCCACAUCAGUCAUUCUCAAGCUUGUGACAAAGAAUUACUUUCAUGUAAUUUUUUCUUCUCAAAAAUGUUCUUAAUUUUUCAUAACGAUCUGUUUGCCACUGAAUGUUUAGUACAAGUAAUUAUAAAUAUUGCUCAAACUCAAUGGGCUGUGUAAAUACUUUUACCAUAAUACCACUUUAUAUCUGUAUGCUACAGUCUAAAUGUUCGGACCUAAGAAGGCCAAAAGAGAAGAGGAAAAAGCCUGACAUGAUCUCUUCUUAAUUACCAUAAAAGGCAUAAACCGAAAGGGACUUUUUAAUUUUAACCUCCUGUCCUUACCAAGCCAUUGCAAAGGGAAAGACAUGAAACUGACGGGUUCUUAUAAAUAUCAGCAUGCCAUGCCUACAAUCUUAAAAGAAGGGAGCAUGCCUGUGUUUACUUCUGUUGUCGCCUAUGACCAGCUCUCUCUAAAUAAUAAAUGAGGAUGUUGCUCUUUUCCACAAGAGCCUUUUUUAAACCUCAUAAACUGAAGUGUUAGAACGCUAUAGGCAGCAAACAGCAUGGAGCCUUUUUAAAAAGUAUUCACAUUUCAGUCCAGCUAGGGAACAGAUUCAAGAUCUCAUCUUUCAAAUUGAGGAGACUCGCAUAAUAUUGUAUUUAGACAUUUCCCCAGGUAUCUUAGCAAAAUAGUCACAUUUCAUGUGCCUAUUUUCACCACUCAAAACAUUAGCACCCAAGUGUGACAUAUCUUUUAAGGGAAGAAGUUCGAUUUAAGAAAUACACGGAACUGGUAGAAUGGAUGUGAGUAAAGCUUCCAUGCACACUUGGGACCCUUCCACACUGCACAGUUAAAGCACUAUGAUUUGACCUUUAAUUUGCAUAGUAACAUCCUGUAGAACUUAGCACUGGCACUCUAUCUGACUCAUUUGUCUCAGAUUUUGUGGAGGCUACUGUUUUGGAGAGUGUGGAGCCAAAGUUAUUUCCAGUUCUCACUGAAAAUCCUACAAAAGGAGAGGGCUAAUUGUAAUCCAGUUUAUCUCAGUGAGACCCAAAUCGCAUUGAUUUAGCCUGGAUCCAUCCAACAACAACAACAACAACAAUAAUAAUAAUAAUAAUAAUAACAAUAAUAAGCCACCCUGGGAUCUGCACGCAUCAUCCAAAAAUACAUCACACAGUCCUAGACACUUGGGAAGUGUUCGACUUGUGAUUUUGUGAUACAAAAUCCAGCAUAUCUAUCUUGUUUGCUGUGUCAUAAAAUAUAACAACAACAACAACACUUUAUUUAUAUUCCACCCUUCUCCCCAAGGGGACUCAGAGCGGAUUACAGUAUAUAAACAAACACAGGCAAAUAUUCAAUGCUUUGUUACAAUGAAACACAUUUAUAGACAAAGGCAAAGGCUUCUCCAUGCCUCACAGCCUCUGAGGAUGCCUGCCAUAGAUGUGGGUGAAACGUCAGGAGAGAAUACUUCUGCAACAUGGCCACACAGCCCAAAAGACAUACAACAACCUUGCUUCUUUCAUUUCCGGCUCUAGAGGCGGUGCUCAUCUCUGGCUUUGUGGGAAAUGCUCUUCUCCAUUUCCAAGCUGAGGAUCUUGCGUUGUCAUCUCCUGGUCGUGUGGCCUGCAUUAUUGCUUGGAGUGUCUUUUUGCCUUUUCCCUAUUUAUCUACUCACAUUUGCAUGUUUUCAAACUGCUAGGUUGGCAGAAGCUAGGGCUAACAGCAGGAGCUCACCGUAUCCUGCAGAUUCAAACUGGCAACCUUCAGGUCAGCAGUUCAGCAGCACAAGGGUUUAGCACGGAUUCCAGUGAAAUCAAUGAACAACGUAACACCUUUGUGUCACUUGGCUAUAUUGUUACACUACGCUGAGUAAUUCCAUACUUUCCAAUUGUUGUGUUUGGCAAGGAAAGAUCCAAUUAAUCCUGUUUUCCCAGUUUUAACCUUCUUUUAAAAUAGCCCAAUUUCCAUCUCUUCCUCCGGUUGUCUCCCCUUUUCUUCAGUUUUCUUUAGUUGCUUCAAACUUAGUUGAAAUUCCAAAAUAGUUUGCAAUCAAUUAACUCUAGUAGAGAGAGAGGGAAGAAGGAGAGAAAGGGCAGCAGGGUUUUGCCCUUCCCAAAAGACCCAGACAAAAGCAAAUGUCUGUAGCCUCUCCUAUCUUGUUUGUCCUUAGUAAUAACCUUUGCCUUCUUGACCACACUUUGAUGUUGCUCAACCAGUUUCCCCAAUUUUCACUAGUGAAAUGUGGAGCAGUGGGUUAAACCCUUGUGCUGGCAAGACUGCUGACUUGAAGGUUGGGUUGCUGACCUGAAGGUUGCCAGUUCGAAUGUGAGGAGAGCACGGAUAAGUUCCUUCUGUCAGCUCCAGCUCUCCAUGUGGGGACAUGAGAGGAGCCUUCCACAGGGAUGAUAAAACAUCAAAACAUUGGAGCAUCCCCUGAGCAAUAUCCUUGCAGACCGCCAAUUCUCUCACACCAGAAGCAACUUGCAGUUUCUCAAGGUGCUCCUCACACACACACACACACACACAAACAGUGAAAUGUAAGAGGGCAUGGAAAUCCAGUCUUAUUAGCUCAGUCAAUUGAAUCUGAGUUAUUAGCAACAGGGGAAAAAACACACACAAAAACAGUGUUUGCAUUCAGAUGUUGAAUUACAAUUCCAAGCUUGCAAUAUGCAAUAAAUAAUAAGUUUAUUUUGUAUAAAUGUGACCAUUUUACUGCCACUUAAUAAUUACAUGACAGUCUCCAGCUGGGGAUUGAACUGGAUUUUGAAUUGGAUGUUUCGUUGUGUGAUUGUUUUGGGCUGCUUUAUUCCUCAGAAUAUUCUAAUUUAUUUGCCAGUGUGGGUUAGUCCCAAUCAUGUCUAAAUGCCCAAUGCUUUUAAACGAUGGGAGAGAAUUCAGCUUAGAGGAGGGAAUUUCUGCAGGUGUUGCUUAUCACACAACCAAGGAAUAGGCAGCACCUGCUGAAAUCUCCCUUUCUGCACAACCAUGAAAAGUAUUGGCACUGUCUUCAUUUCCCCCCCUUUGACAGCCCAAGAUGGAAAAGGUUGAUAGAACUGAAAGAAAGGAAUUACAUUAAAGAAGAGACUCGCGCUCAUAAAACAGAGUGGCGCAUAUGCUAGUAGAAUAUUAACCAGCAGCUACAAAAUUAGUUCCCCCCCCCCCUCCAUUGUGACGGAAUACGCAUUUCCCGAAAAUGUACGGAGAGUCAUAGGAAGGAGGGAACAAGCUUGUUUUCUGCUGCCCUGGAGACUAGGAUGUGGGACAAUAGCUUCAAACUACCGGAAAGGAGAUUCCACUUGAACAUUAGGAAGAACUUCUUAAGUGUGAGAGUUGUUCAGCAGUGGAACUCUCUGCCCUGGAGUGUGGUGUUGGCUCAUUAUUUGGAAGCUUUUAAACAGAGCCUGAAUGGCCAUCUGUCGGGGGUGCUUUGAAUGCAAUUUUCCUGCUUCUUAGCAGGGGGUUGGACUGGAUGGCCUGUGAGGUCUCUUCCAACUCUAGGAUUCUAUGAUCAAAUGUGCCAAUGAAGCAACAGCCCAGGCAGGAGGUUAAUGAUUUCUUAAUUGAGGAUAUUCUUCAGUAACUUUAAAAUAUAUGAAUGUAAGGAUUAUUAAAAGGGACAGAAUACAUCUCUCUAGGCAUGGUUUUACUUCUCAGCACGCCAUCCUUUGCUAUCUAAGGCUGAUGAGAGUUGCAGCCAAACCACACUUGAGGAAUAAGUUCUCAACUCCUGGUUUUGGGUUUCAAGCAGCACAUACAGGGUCAGAUUUAUCCAAGCUUGUCUUGCAAAUGCUCCUUUGGAUGGACUAUAAUUUUUUCAACCAUUAUAUUCACACUGGCCAUGAGGGUUAAACCGCUGAACUGCUAAACUUGCCAACCUAGCAGUUCAAAAACAUGCCAAUGUGAGUAGAUCAAUAGGUACUGCUCCGGCUGGAAGGUAACGGCGUUCCAUGCAGUCAUGCCAGCCACAGACUUUGGAGGUGUCUACUGACAACGCCGGCUCUUCGCCUUCCAAAUGCAAAUGCACACCAACCCCCAGAGUCGGACACGACUAGACUUAAUGUCAAGGGGAAGCCUUUACCUUAUAUCAAAAAAAAUCAAACUUUUCAGGUUCAAGUUUUUAUCAAGCCAAUCUCUUUCUAACCUUUGACACAGCUGAGCAACCAGACUAUUAUAAUGAAGUACUACCAAAUCUAUAUGUCACUGACUUAGAGGAUACCACUGACAUUGUAUGCCACUUUGCCAAUUUGUACAAAAGCUUAUUCUUUAGAAUUAGCAUUAUUGUAAAUGCCUCAGUGCUUUUAAAAAGUAGCAAGGACAAUAAUGAUUAAUUCAGAAAGGCUUUAUCUUUGUAUGUUAUGUACUCAAUUUAAUAUUGCCUGCCAGGUUUUCAACCACGCUGUCUCAGAAGGAAAUGUCAUUAUGAUUAUUUGUUUGAUUUUCUGUCAUUUCUUUUUUCUCCCCAUUAACAUGUCAAAUUCAGUAAAUCAUGAUGGAAGUGAAAGAGACUUUUUUUCUUCCUUCCUUCCUUCCUUUUUUUUUUUAAACAAAAUGUACAUUUUAAGGACGUAAAAAUAAACCAGUGUAACCAGACUGGCUUUUCAUAUUUGUAAGACGACAUUUGUACCUCUGGUUUCUGGUCUUUAAGCUAUAAAAUGUUUUACAAAAUA